Trachymyrmex septentrionalis is the source of this 9139-nucleotide messenger RNA. RefSeq names its product DNA N6-methyl adenine demethylase-like (gene Tet). Bases 1057 to 9072 code for a protein of 2671 amino acids. NCBI's taxonomy places the organism in Eukaryota, Metazoa, Arthropoda, Insecta, Hymenoptera, Formicidae. The record is from RefSeq and is a predicted model, not a curated record. Gene Ontology annotation, molecular function: DNA 5-methylcytosine dioxygenase activity; zinc ion binding; DNA binding. The transcript has 11 exons. Gene Ontology annotation, cellular component: nucleus. Gene Ontology annotation, biological process: positive regulation of transcription by RNA polymerase II; oxidative demethylation.
UCUGGAAUAUAAAAGAAAUAAUCUUUUAGGCACAUACAUUCUAUAAAUUUCAUAAGAAUAAAUACAAUCAAGUGCAAACAUACAGCAGUAAAUUAAACCAGAAGGAAGAAAGAAAGAGCGACAGAGUAACACAUUGCGAGAGCAGGACCGUAAACCAAAGAAUCUACCAUUUUUUUUCUAUUAAUCAUUCAUCGAAUAACAAUAAUCUCUCGUCAAGUGAAAUAAUAGUGAGACACACACACAUACACACACAAUAACACACCGAUUCCUUCGUCAGAGCCAGAUUAAUUAAGCGAGCCGGCAUACAGUUUUGUAGAGGUUUAUAGAAAUAGCCGUAAAAUAUAAGUGCAUUUUUUAAACUGGACGUGUCACGUGACAGAUUUUCGCCAAGCGAAAGGAAGAAGAAGCAGACAAAGGGAGGAAUCAACCUCAAUCAAAGGAUUCGAUUAAACACUCCCAGAGUAACCGAUCUACUUCAGUUCGUAGCCUAAACCUGUUGAGUACAAAACGACACAGAGUUAAAGAUAUAGAUAGACAGAGAAACGGAGAGAAAGAGAGAAGAGGAGACGAGAGAACAAGCGUAAUAUUGAAGAAUAGAUCAUUACCUGGAAAAAAUUUACGUGCGACCGAAAACACACGGGUCACUUUUCCAGAGACAAGUGUAACUAUUCCGGAAUGUAUCUUUGAGAUAAGGAUUCGCGGAUGAGGAACGUCGCGAAUGCCGAUCAUAGACGACCCUCCUCCGUCGUCGUCAUCGAAGAAAUCGGACCUCUAGGAUCCGAUUCAAGAAAUUAAUGGGAAUCAGAGUGAGGCGAUCAGAGUCGAUCGAGAAAGGCGCCAAUGUCGCGUGCAAGAAUUUCAUUGACUAUCCGUUCGAAAAAAACUAGAUAAUCCCAAGCCUUCUGCAAGCGUAUUGAUAAAGGACAAGCAUCCGAGCAGCGAGAGGGAUUGACGGGAGGUCGCUGCAGGAAGAGGAGAUCACCCAGCCAAGUGGGCACGCGAAACUCGCCAACCGGGUGGUGGAGGCGUCAAAGUCGUGAUGACGUGGCGAGGAAGAUGAGCGCCGAGGUGACGAAGGAGGUCGUCGCCACCGAGAGGGUCCCGACGAGCCCUCCGGCGGCGGUCGCGACCUCACCGGGCACGGUCGGCACCGGCGACCUGACGGCGCGGCAUCUGCCGCCCUUCAGCAGCUUCGCCGGCGAUAACACGAUGGACAUCUCGACGCUGCCACCGCUCCACGCCCAAGACAUUGGGCCAAAUCUGAUAGGUUGGGGGGACUACUACGCUGAAGGCCUGACCGGCCGACUGAUCGACGUGGUCCCGGCGAGCCAGUACAGACCGUGGGAGUCCAAAGGUGGCGGCCCGGAUGGACUGCCCAGCUUCGCGAGCCAGUUCACCGCCCCGAGCGAAUCCGAGCCUCAACUGACGGCGCUAACGCCGUUGUCGCCAGCGUCUAUUUCGCACUCGCCGCCGGUCACGUCGGCCGUGGGCCUGCCGAGUUUCCACACGCUCGGAGCACCGCUUCCGACGCCGCAUCCGCAUCGCGGAUCGGUCGGUUAUCCUCUGGUACCGGCGCCGGUAGCAGCCCGGGACGUCUCGACUAUACAGCAGCAGAUGCUCGACGAACGUCACAUACAGCUCUUGGGCACCAGCCAGGUCCAAGCGUUUCCGCCACCUCCGCCGGGUCAUCCGCAUCAUACGGUGCUGACGGUAGUUAAGCCCGAAUACGCGCAAUUGCACCACGCGAAUUUCCAAAAUCCGAUAUCAACCGUGUUGGACUCCUCGCCGACCUCACGGCCGAUUGGCAUCGACGGGCGUAAAAAGGAGCGCAGAAAAAUCCGCGCUGGUUCCAUGGAAUCGGAGGACGGCGGGGGUGGGGGCGGCGGCGGCGGUGGUGCUGGUACCGGCAACGUAGAGAGUUCCGGUCAGGUAGCCGCCGUCUCGUCCACCGCGAAUCGCGGCGUGCACCAUCUCGGUGGAGGUAUAACCGACGGCGACGGUGACGGUGGCCUUGGCGACAAGCCGGCGAAGAAAAAACGGAAGAGAUGCGGCGAGUGCAUAGGCUGCCAGCGCAAGGACAAUUGCGGGGAUUGUGCGCCGUGCAGAAACGAUAAGAGCCAUCAGAUCUGUAAGAUGAGGAGAUGCGAGAAGCUCACGGAGAAGAAGCACCUGUACCACCUGCAGACCGGCGAAGGGGCGUUCCGAGAACGCGGGAGGGGGCGAGGCAAGGGCGCCACGAGGAAUUAUCGGAAAAUCGCACGGCAGGUCAGCACACCUGAUAGCGCACCAGCUGGUCUCGGCAGCCCGCAGGGUGGUAUUGGCGGUUUGCAGCAACAGCACCAACAACAAACGCAACAAUCUUUGCACCAGCCCGAUCCCAUGCAGCAAACCAAGGACAAUCUCAAUCCCGCGGCGAACCAACAAACGGGCGCCCUCAGAAACGGCAACCCGCCACCACCUGUCGUGUCCAUGUCACCCGGAGUAAUGCCGUUUUACGGUGAUUCCGGCGCCGGUUUCCGUCCCACAGCCGGAUUUGGAAAUACGGUUUGGCAUCAGGGAGUCGGACCAGUUGGCACAGUAGCGGUCGAAACAUCACCAGCACCGUGGCCACCUCAGCAAUUCAUUCAGCAGAUUCCCGCACCAAAUCAACUCGAAGAGUUGAGGUAUCAUCCUCAGUAUGGAGGCGCAACACCUUAUCAUCCUCAAGCAGUUCCGUAUCAGCAACAAACAUUUAUAACGACGGACCAGUCUGCGUUUCAACGAGCUGGAACGACGGGACAGUACACCAUCACGGGGCAACCUUCACCGUUGACCCCUGUCGGAGGACAGGCAGUGGUUUCGACGCCUCAGAGGCAGUUGAAUGGACAAUUUGUAGAUCCCUCGGCUACCACUAAUCAAUCAGUCGCUUACGAGCGACAGGACUAUGUAAAUGGCUAUCAACAAGUAACCAUUCUAAAGAAUCAUAUGAAGCAUUUGCAUCGAACGCUACACACCGCAAAACGGGGCUUCUUGCAGGACGUGACAAUGGCGCCGCCUCCGUCGACAACUCCGACGAGUCGCAGCAGCUCAGUACAUAUGGACAGUCAACAGCAACAGCCACAAGGAGGUCCGCAGCAGCCAUCGCAGCAGCAGCAGCAGCAGCAACAGCAGCAGCAGCAGCAACAAACUGCCGCAGAUACACAAGUAAAGGGAUUUGCGACGAUCGCCGCCACUAACGUGUCGGGAAACGAGAUGCCUGGGUAUCCACUUCAACCGGACCCACAGAGUUUACACAACUCUAACGGGUAUCCAGGCUACGUGGAAAUGGGUCAACAAUCAACGCAGAACCAAUGGCAAAUGGUUUCACAGCAACAACAGCAACAUCACCAACAAACACAAAUGCAACAACAAUCGAUGAUCGACAAUAAUCAACAGCAUGUAUGGUCAGACACAAGUGGAAAAAUGAGCAGUAGUGUCAACAGCAAUAUGAAUUGGCAGGAAGGAGCGAUGCAACAGCCACAGAAACCUCCACCACAGCAACAGCAACAAAAUAUACAAGGCAACAUGAAGUCUCAGGUGGAACAGCAACAAACUACUCAAAUGCAAUCACAGGAACUGCCAAGACCAGCGAGUCACAUGAGCUGGGAGACUGGAAGCGUGAAGGAACCUCGAACGCCACAAUCGUGGUCCGAAAACGCCGACAACCAGCAGCAACAAACUCAGGGAAACUGGUCACAACAGAGUCCAAAGCUAAGGGAUCCACAAAACUCACGGUUGACGCCAUCCAAUCAGCAACCGUCUCAACAUCAGUCCUGGCUGCAGCACUCUCCGAAACUGUCAGACCAUCAACACAGUAAUGCUCAACAAAACGCGAGGAUGACGCCAUCUGGCCAACGUAGCUGGCAGCAAAAUAGUCCGGAAAUGCAAGGAUCUCAACAGAAUCCGAGAUUGACGCCUUCCGGACAGCAGAUGCAACAACAGCAGUGGCCGCAACAGACCAAGGUGGAGCAGAAUCCCAGACUCACCCCGUCCAAUCAAAUAUCGUGGCCUGACACGCCGACUAGUCAACCGAAUUGGUCACCAAAUAGCAUAAAAAGUGAUAAUAGUCAACAGCCACAGCAACAAUGGCAAGAUUCGCAGCCCAGUCCUAGACGGACUCCGAGUCAUCAGUGGCAAAAUCAGCUGCCACAGGAAAAUAAACUGGACAGUCAAAUGUCUUGGUCGCCUGUAAAUUCUGUAUCGGAAACUCAACCGACUUGGGGACAACAGGCGACAAAGCAAGACAUGCAAAACUCAGGAGAGAGAAUUGCAUGGCAACAACAAACAACAGUAGAUACUAGUAAACCGAACGGAUUUCCGGAAAAUCAAGAUAAUUCGGAAAGCCAUAUCUAUGCUCAAUCCAAUCGAGUGAACCUUAAUAGCCGAUUGAAAUCGAUGAUUUUGAAUAAGCAGCAGCAGCAGCAGCAGCAACAGCAGCAGCAGCAGCAGCAACAGCAACAGCAGCAGCAGCAACAGCAGCAGCAAAUACAACAACAACAGCAAAGCCAUCAACACCAUCAGAUGCAAUCACAACAUACUAAUACCAAUAAUGGAUCUUCUUCGGAAUAUCCAACGGACGAUCAAAUACGCGAUGCACAUGAAAGCAACGAGAAGAUGCAAGAAAAACGCAUGGAUCAUUUUAUCAAUCAAUCAAACAUUAUUUCGAUGACGCAAUCUAAUGAAAACUUGACCGGUAAUUUUUUAUUGCAUAGCCACCACCCUCGGGUAGAGAAUUUGCCCGACGGUGGUGGCUUAUGGGAAUGGACGGAAGGAGAACAUAAUCACAAUAAUAACGAUAUUGAUAAUAAAGAUGAUAAUUCCGCAUUGCCAGAAAAUGGAAUGACAGUUUUCGAAAAUUUCAUGAAGCUCACUGCAGAAAAUAAGAGUCAAUAUGACAAAGACGAAGAUCAACAUUCCUGGGAGGCAGAAGGAAGAAAUGAUAAAGAUGAAGAAAUCGACGACAAGUCUUUCCAACAAAGAUUGUGCAUGAAUCAAAUUGAGGAUACGUCUUUCGAGAGGUCCCAGAAGAUAUCUGAAAGUGACGGAAUAAAAACCGAUAAUCUAGAUUUUUUGAAGACGACAAACGCUGCCGAUCAUAUAUCUUUCCAAGAUAAAUACGAUUCUAACCGGUUAAUUAAACAGGAGAACACCGAAGAACAUAAUUAUGUCCACGUAUCUCAUGAUGCGUCCAAUAUAGUUGAGAACGAAGAGAAUCAAGAGAUUACUCGAGAUUAUAAGUUUCGCGGCGAUGGUGGACCCGCAAAGGUGUCGCCGGGUACCGGUUCGUGGUGCUGUCGAAGAGGCGGGACCGAACAGCCGACUCCUGAACACCUAAGAGACGGCUGUUGUCAGGGUCUCCAAACCAAGGAUGAAAUACUAGACGAUUCCGUGGAAAAAGCUGAGUUAAAGAACGAAGGACCACACAGUCCGCAUACUCCAACUACGACGACUGUAACAACAAAGUUGCAAGAUCACUUGGACAAAUUGAAGAACAAUGUCAGGACCGAAGUACCGGACUGCAACUGCUUCCCCGCCGAUAAAUGUCCACCAGAGCCUGGUUCGUACUACACUCACCUCGGAGCGGCUGCAAGUCUGCCUGAUCUUCGGAAUGAUCUCGAACGAAGAACUGGCCUUAAGGGCGACGCGAUAAGAUUCGAAAAGGUCGUCUAUACUGGCAAAGAGGGCAAAACCACGCAAGGGUGUCCAAUGGCCAAGUGGAUUAUCCGACGAUCUGGCAUUGAUGAGAAAAUCUUAACCGUGGUGAAACAUCGUCAAGGUCACAAGUGUCCAACCGCCUGGAUCGUUGUAGCUAUGGUUGCCUGGGAAGGAGUACCGACUCACGAAGCAGAUCGUAUCUAUACUCUCUUAAGUCACAAACUCAAUCGAUUCGGUCUUCCAACCACUAGACGGUGCGGUACCAACGAACCGCGAACAUGUGCAUGCCAAGGACUCGAUCCUGACACAUGCGGCGCCAGCUUUUCCUUUGGCUGCUCCUGGUCAAUGUACUAUAACGGCUGCAAAUAUGCCAGAAGUAAAACCGUCCGCAAGUUUCGAUUGUCUGUACGAUCGGAGGAACAAGAAGUCGAAGAGAGAAUGCACGUUCUGGCGACGCUUUUGUCACCUUUGUAUCUUAGUCUUGCGCCAGAGGCUUUUAAUAAUCAAACUCAAUUCGAGCGGGAAGCGAGCGAAUGUCGUUUAGGAUUUAAACCAGGUCGACCUUUUUCUGGUGUUACGGCUUGCAUUGAUUUCUGUGCACACUCCCAUCGGGAUCUACACAACAUGAAUAACGGAUGUACUGUGGUAGUUACUCUGACAAAACAUCGAACAUUAUCGAAACCCGAAGACGAACAGUUACAUGUGCUACCCCUUUAUAUAAUGGAUGACACAGACGAAUUUGGUUCAAAGGAAGGUCAAGAGAAGAAGGUUCGCUCCGGUGCACUUGAAUUUUUAUCUAAAUAUCCAUGCGAGGUUCGAGUUAGAUCGGUACCUCUUCAACCAUGUAGACGUCAUGGUAAAAAAAGGAAAGAAGAUGAAUCGGAUAUUCAGACCAGCAAAAAGGAUUCAGUCAAAAUUAUGACGGAAAAAGUAACUGAUUCCGGACGUUCGGGACACGUAGAUUUUUCUAAGCUACAAUCGCAGUUAACGCUGGAGAUGACGCCCAUGUUCGAGGGAAUUGACGCGCAGUUGCAGAGCUCUCAGGUAUCAUCCACGGUCUUAGAUAGUCCGGUGUCCAUGUAUCAAGGAUGGGGAGCAUAUCAAGGUGAGCAACAGUGGAAUCGAAACGGCUGGCUCGAACAGCGUAAAAAUAAUUGGUUGAAUUCAUGGGGAGAAUAUCCUUCAUUUGGUGGUUUAGAGAGGGACAUCAAAGUGGAUCCAGACAGUACCAGUUUAGAUGAUACUAGGCCCAGGAGUACCGUUUCUCAAGAAGAGCACAGACCAGGCUCGAGGAAUCUACCCAACUCUACAGUGGAUUCAGCCAGAGGAUGUUAUGGAAGUUCACCUAGAAUUCAUCCGGUUUCACCUCGUUCGCACAUAUCAGGAGAGGUGUCUUAUAAUGUAUCACCCAGGGGCUGUACCACAACGUCUCAAGAUCCGAAAAUGGCACCAUUGAAAGGAUUGGAACAUUCAAACAUGGAAAAUAAUUACGAUCAUCAAAUGGCUUCUGGAAUUUACGCUGCUUCUGUCAACGGGCAAAAUGACUGUUCUCCCUCAAAAUUCGGCUCCCUCAAUCCAUCAUUCGGCAUGGAGACGACACAUCGAAACAUUCCAUCCAAGAUGAAUCAGUCGCCAGUUCAUGUACGUAAUAUAAACCAAGAUUGUGUCACUAAUCAAUUGAGAUUAACAUCUCCUAAAUAUAUGGGAGAUUUUAAUUCGCAGAAAUAUCCGAAUACGAUGACACAAAAUUACAUGGAUGCUGAAAACUCUACAAAAUCGCCAUUACUGAGGUCACAAGUUGAACAAACAUUUGCAAAUAGGAUGCAACCAUCUGUAAAUUCUAGCUAUCAUAAUCAAUAUUACGAUGGUAACACGUCAAAUUUAUAUUCUUACAUGGAAAAUAGUAAUCAUAAAUCUAUGGAAAUUCCAAAUUCGAAUGUUUUGGGACAUAAUUCCUUGCAUUUGCCAGAACAACGAAAUGACGCGCAAUGCUCGUCGAAUGAUCAGCGAAAAUCCAUUUAUCAUGCGCACAGACAAUCGGAAGCAAAAUCCUUUGUUAGCAAUCAUCCUCCAUCGCCAUCUUCCGAUCAAGUUUCUUGCCCACAGAAUUGGAAUAUGGCGAAUUCAUGGUGUUCUAAUCAAGUCAAAAAUCCACAUCAAUUUGAUCCACAUCAGCAGAUGGGCGACAAGAAGAUUUGGGUCGGUAAACUAACAAGAUCGGACCAAACUAAAACUGCCUGGGAAACGUCAUCUGAACCAUCACCAUUCCGAGUGCCAAGAGGAAGACCACCCUCGCGAACGAUAUCCAAUCAGAAUUUAUCUGCGGAACCUAAUGCUUAUCCAAAUCCUUUGGCCCGAACAUUUUUAAAACCUCCAGAUUCCAAGCCUAUAUUUCCGGACGCUCCAUCUAGCAACACGGCCCAAAACGGAUGUAUACCUAAUCACUUGAAGGACAGUUGCACGGAAGAUAAAUUGCGAGAAGGAUUUUAUGAUAACAAGCAAGAAGUAUCCAAUUCUAAUUCGAAUUCUCUCGCAUGGACUAAUGAAGUGAAACAAGAUCUCCAUGCUAUGUCUGGUUUAAAUCACCAUGCGUUUCCUCAAUACGGAUAUCCAUCCUAUCCAGUGUUCGAGAAACCUUACACGAACUCAUGGGAAGGUUAUAACUAUAACCAUAAUCAAUCCCCAUAUCAAACACCGGAACAAUUCUAUCAACAACCAAAACGUGAAGGUUGCUUCCAUUCGUCUCAAUAUCCGUAUCAAGGCCUGAACCCUACGUAUCAAGGUUUGAAUUCCGGCUGGACGAGGUGGGAUACACCGCGGUGGGAUAUUUACGGACCGGCACCUUAUUUUCCGGUCUUGCCAGAGCCUCCUCCGAAGGCAGAACCACUCGGCGAAAUAACGGACUAUUCUGAAAAUGAGGAAUGUUUUAAGGAUCCUCAAAUGGGUGGUGUUGCGAUUGCCUUAAGCCAUGGUAGUGUACUCUUCGAAUGUGCAAAGCACGAGAUGCAUGCCACCACUGCACUGAGAAAACCCAAUCGACUUAAUCCGACUAGAAUUAGCUUGGUAUUCUAUCAACAUCGCAAUUUAAACAGAUCCAAGCAUGGUUGGGAGGAAUGGGAGGAAAAGAUGCGACUGCGAAAAUUGGGUAUCACAACAUCGACUAGCAAUGCGUCCGUAUCGACAACCAAUCCAUCGAUUCCAACUACCGCGACAAGCCCUGGUAGUACAACAAACGGAAAAACGACGCCACUUCCACCACUUUCGCACAUUCCAAAUGUCCCCAGUUCACAGUUCAUGAUGAGAUCACCUACUUACACCACGAUGACUUGGACAACGCUCUUCCCAAUGCAUCCAUGUAUGAUAACUGGACCAUACCAAGAAGGUGGUGCGAUUGGAUGAGUCGAGGUUGGACGAUACAGCUUCGAUCGUCGAUGACCGAAGCUUGUAUUGAAAUAUGCCAUCACCA